GUACGGCGGCCGCGCGGGGCCGUCCCGCUCAGACGGGCCGAGGGCGGCGAUGGCGCGUCCGGCGGGGGCGGCUCCGGCCCCUCCGGCCCCUCCGGCCCCGCGGGCCCCGCGAGCAGCGCCCGCACAGACCUGAGGCAUCUCUUAACAAGCUAAAAGUGACAGAACCAUGGCUCAGUUUCCAACACCUUUUGGGGGCAACCUGGAUAUCUGGGCUAUUACUGUGGAGGAGAGAGCAAAACAUGAUCAGCAGUUCCACAGCCUGAAACCAACAGCUGGAUUUAUCACUGGUGAUCAAGCCAGGAACUUUUUUUUUCAGUCUGGGUUACCUCAGCCGGUGUUAGCACAGAUAUGGGCUCUAGCUGACAUGAACAAUGAUGGCAGGAUGGAUCCCUUGGAGUUCUCCAUAGCCAUGAAGCUCAUCAAGCUGAAGCUCCAGGGCUACCAGCUCCCCUCUGCUCUGCCCCCCGUCAUGAAGCAGCCGCCGCUCGCCCUGCCCGGCGCCCCAGGAUUUGGUCUCGGGGGCAUUGCCAACAUGCCCUCCCUCAGCUCUGUGGCCCCCAUGGCAUCCAUGCCGGUGGUGGGGAUGUCCCCACCGUUAGUGUCCUCAGUUCCUGCCGUCCCUCCCCUGGCUAACGGAGCUCCUGCUGUCAUCCAGCCUCUGCCUGCUUUCGCUCACCCCGCCACAUUGCCAAAGAGUUCUUCCUUCAGCAGAUCCGGCCCAGGAGCUCAGCUCAAUGCAAAGCUGCAGAAGGCACAGUCCUUCGACGUGCCCAGUGCUCCCCCCGUGGCAGAGUGGGCUGUCCCUCAGUCCUCACGGCUCAAGUACCGGCAGCUCUUCAACAGCCACGACAAAACCAUGAGUGGACACUUGACAGGUCCCCAAGCAAGAACAAUCCUCAUGCAGUCCAGUUUGCCCCAGGCUCAGCUGGCCACAAUAUGGAAUCUUUCUGAUAUCGACCAGGAUGGGAAGCUGACAGCUGAGGAGUUUAUUCUGGCUAUGCACCUCAUUGAUGUAGCUAUGUCUGGGCAGCCACUGCCCCCUGCACUGCCUCCAGAGUAUAUCCCACCUUCCUUUAGAAGAAUCCGCUCUGGCAGUGGGAUAUCUGCUGCCAGCUCAGUGUCUGUAGACCAAAGGUUACCAGAAGAACCAGCAUUAGAGGAAGAGCAGCAGCAACUGGAAAAGAAAUUACCAGUCACGUUCGAGGACAAGAAGCGGGAGAACUUCGAGCGGGGGAACCUGGAGCUGGAGAAGCGGCGCCAGGCGCUCCUGGAGCAGCAGCGCAAGGAGCAGGAGCGGCUGGCACAGCUGGAGCGGCAGGAGCAGGAGAGGAAGGAGCGGGAGCGGCAGGAGCAGGAGCGCAAGAGGCAGCUGGAGCUGGAGAAGCAGCUGGAGAAACAGCGGGAGCUGGAGCGGCAGAGGGAGGAGGAGAGGAGGAAGGAAAUCGAGAGGAGGGAGGCUGCCAAGCGGGAGCUGGAGAGGCAGCGGCAGCUGGAGUGGGAGCGCAACCGUCGGCAGGAGCUGCUCAACCAGAGGAACAAGGAGCAGGAGGACAUCGUUGUCCUGAAGGCAAAGAAGAAAACCUUGGAAUUCGAGCUGGAGGCUCUGAACGACAAAAGGAACCAGCUGGAGGGAAAGCUUCAGGAUAUCAGGUGUCGGCUGUCGACCCAGAGACAAGAAAUUGAAAGUACAAACAAAUCCAGAGAGCUCAGAAUUGCAGAAAUCACCCAUUUGCAGCAGCAGCUACAGGAGUCUCAGCAGAUGCUGGGGAGGUUGAUCCCAGAAAAGCAGCUGCUCAAUGAUCAGCUCAAGCAAGUCCAGCAGAACAGUUUGCACAGAGAUUCUCUUCUUACCAUCAAGAGAGCCCUGGAAGCCAAGGAACUGGCACGGCAGCAGCUCCGGGACCAGCUGGAUGAAGUGGAGAAAGAAACCAGAUCCAAACUGCAGGAGAUCGAUAUUUUCAAUAAUCAGCUGAAGGAGCUGAGGGAAAUCCAUAACAAACAGCAGCUCCAGAAGCAGAAGAGCUUGGAAGCUGAGAGGUUGAAACAGAAGGAACAGGAAAGGAAGACAGUAGAGCUGGAAAAGCAGAAAGAAGCUCAGAGGCGAAUCCAGGAACGGGACAAGCAGCGGCUGGAGCGGGGGCAGCCAGAGGAGGAGCCUCAGUGGCCAAAAAAAGUUCAGGAAGAGGAAAAGCAAAAAAGGGAAGACAUACCUAAGAAGAAGGAAAGUGAGGAGAAGGGGAAGCAGGAAAUGCAAGAGAAGCUGAGUAAACUCUUCCAGCCCCACCAGGAGCCAGCCAAGCCAGUCCAGGCUCCCUGGUCCAGUGCAGAAAAAGCUCCUCUGACCAUUUCUGCUCAGGAGGAUGUAAAAAUAGUGUAUUAUAGAGCUCUGUAUCCUUUUGAAUCCAGAAGCCACGACGAGAUCACCAUCCAGCCCGGAGACAUCGUCAUGGUGGAUGAAAGCCAGACUGGAGAGCCGGGGUGGCUCGGGGGGGAACUGAAGGGCAAGACUGGCUGGUUCCCUGCCAACUACGCCGAGAGGAUCCCCGACAGCGAAGUGCCCGGCGCGGCCCGGCCGGCGGGGGAGGCUGCGGCCCCCAAGGUGUCCGUGCAGGACAGCAGCACCCCCCUGGCAGCUCCUGCCCCCCCCGAGGCUCCUGCCACCACCAACAACUGGGCAGACUUCAGCUCCACGUGGCCAAGCAACCCCAGUGAGAAGGCCGAGAGUGACAACUGGGACGCCUGGGCAGCCCAGCCCUCCCUGACGGUGCCCAGCGCGGGGCAGCUGCGGCAGCGCUCGGCGUUCACCCCCGCCACCGUCACCGGCUCCUCCCCGUCCCCCGUGCUGGGCCAGGGUGAAAAAGUGGAGGGGCUCCAAGCACAGGCUUUGUAUCCUUGGAGAGCCAAAAAGGACAACCACCUUAAUUUCAACAAGAAUGAUGUCAUCACAGUCCUGGAGCAGCAGGACAUGUGGUGGUUUGGAGAGGUCCAGGGACAAAAGGGGUGGUUCCCCAAGUCCUACGUGAAGCUCAUUUCAGGCCCCAUUAGGAAGUCAACCAGCAUGGAUUCUGGGUCCUCAGAAAGCCCUGCUAGUCUGAAAAGAGUUGCAUCCCCAGCAGCAAAGGCCACGAUGUCAGGGGAAGAGUACAUUGCCAUGUACACCUACGAGAGCUCGGAGCAAGGAGACCUCACUUUCCAACAAGGUGACAUGAUUCUGGUGACAAAGAAAGAUGGUGACUGGUGGACGGGCACGCUGGGUGAUAAAUCAGGAGUUUUCCCAUCUAAUUAUGUGAGACUCAAAGAUUCUGAGGCUCCAGGAGCAGCUGGAAAAACGGGAAGCCUAGGGAAGAAACCUGAAAUUGCCCAAGUUAUUGCCUCUUACACAGCCACGGGCCCAGAACAGCUCACUCUGGCUCCUGGGCAGCUCAUCCUCAUCAGGAAGAAGAAUCCAGGUGGUUGGUGGGAAGGAGAGCUCCAAGCCAGGGGGAAGAAGCGCCAGAUCGGGUGGUUUCCUGCCAACUACGUGAAGCUGCUGAGCCCAGGGACCAGCAAAAGCACCCCCACCGAGCUGCCCAGGGCACCAGUGCCUGCAGUGUGCCAGGUGAUCGGCAUGUACGACUACGCGGCGCAGAACGACGACGAGCUGGCCUUCAGCAAGGGCCAGAUCAUCACCGUGCUCAGCAGGGACGACCCCGACUGGUGGAAGGGCGAGGUCAACGGCCACGUGGGGCUCUUCCCGUCCAACUACGUGAAGCUGACCACGGACACGGACCCCAGCCAGCAGUGGUGUGCAGACCUGCACCUGCUGGACAUGCUGACUCCUACGGAGAGGAAGAGGCAGGGCUACAUCCACGAGCUCAUCGUCACCGAGGAGAACUACGUCAACGACCUGCAGCUGGUCACCGAGAUCUUCCAGAAGCCACUCAUGGAAUCUGAGCUGCUCACAGAGAAAGAAGUCGCCAUGAUUUUUGUUAAUUGGAAGGAGCUGAUUAUGUGCAAUAUAAAACUACUGAAGGCCCUGCGGGUGCGGAAGAAAAUGUCCGGGGAGAAGAUGCCGGUGAAGAUGAUCGGGGACAUCCUGACGGCCCAGCUGCCCCACAUGCAGCCCUACAUCAGGUUCUGCAGCUGCCAGCUCAACGGGGCCGCCCUCAUCCAGCAGAAGACGGACGAGGUGCCCGAGUUCAAGGAGUUCGUCAAGAGGUUGGCAAUGGAUCCUCGCUGUAAAGGAAUGCCACUCUCCAGUUUUCUACUAAAGCCUAUGCAACGGGUAACCAGAUACCCACUAAUCAUUAAAAACAUAAUAGAGAACACUCCUGAGAACCACCCUGACCACAGCCACCUGAAGCACGCCCUGGAGAAGGCCGAGGAGCUUUGCUCCCAGGUCAACGAGGGCGUGCGCGAGAAGGAGAACUCGGACAGGCUGGAGUGGAUCCAGGCCCACGUGCAGUGUGAGGGCCUCUCCGAGGGGGACCCCGAUUGUUUCACUUUAUACAGUGCGUUGUUGUUCUUCUUCUACUUUUCGCAGCAACUCGUAUUUAACUCAGUCACAAACUGCCUGGGACCACGCAAGUUCCUGCACAGCGGGAAGCUCUAUAAAGCCAAGAGUAACAAGGAGCUCUAUGGUUUUCUGUUCAACGACUUCCUCCUGCUCACUCAGAUCAUAAAACCCCUUGGCUCCUCGGGCACGGACAAGGUGUUCAGCCCCAAGUCCAACCUGCAGUACAAAAUGUACAAAACUCCCAUUUUUCUAAACGAGGUACUGGUAAAAUUACCCACAGACCCUUCUGGAGAUGAGCCCAUCUUCCACAUCUCCCACAUUGACAGAGUCUACACCCUCCGGGCUGAAAGCAUCAAUGAGAGGACCGCCUGGGUUCAGAAGAUCAAAGCUGCUUCAGAACUUUACAUAGAGACUGAAAAGAAGAAGAGGGAAAAGGCCUACUUAGUUCGCUCGCAAAGGGCAACCGGCAUCGGGAGGCUGAUGGUGAAUGUGGUGGAGGGCAUCGAGCUCAAACCCUGCAGGUCCCACGGAAAGAGUAACCCCUACUGUGAGGUGACCAUGGGCUCCCAGUGCCACAUCACCAAGACCAUACAGGACACCCUGAACCCCAAGUGGAAUUCCAACUGCCAGUUCUUCAUCAAGGACCUGGAGCAGGACGUGCUCUGCAUCACGGUGUUCGAGCGGGACCAGUUCUCCCCGGACGACUUCCUGGGCAGGACGGAGAUCCGCGUGGCCGACAUCAAGAAGGAUCAGGGUUCCAAGGGGCCGGUCACGAAGUGUCUCCUCCUGCACGAGGUGCCGACGGGCGAGAUCGUUGUGCGGCUGGACCUGCAGCUGUUCGACGAGCCGUAGGAGGGGCUCUUGGGGUCCAGUCGAGUCCGCUGCGAUCCGUCGGUGUCCGCGGGAGCUGCCGCAAAGUCCUGGCCGGCGCGGCAGGAAACCACUGCUCGCCCUUCGCGCCUCAGAGGGUUAUCAAAGCAAACAGGAGCAUCUUUGUGCCUUGAUAAUUCUCACUGACAACAUGAAUCCCCGGUUUGGCGAGGAGAUCUCCCUCAAUCUCUCCGUGUGGGACUUGGCGCUGGUCUCCCGGGUGGAUGAAACGACCCUGUUUGUUCCUUGUAGCUCCGGUGGGAACGGCUGGCAAACCACAGAGGUGGCUGCGCUUGCUCCAGUUGCCCUACUCUUGAAUUUCCAUGGAGAAGGCAAUGUUGGGGUGUUUGGGAGGCUUUCUGCAGGGCUUUCCCAUGAAGGAAUUCUGUGCCUACUGCUCAGCAAAGUGGGGUGUAAAUCGGACGUGAGUGGAAGGAGCGGUUUUGCAGCAAGAAGGUCUUUGAAGAUCUUCGUGAUGGUACUGAAAAGACUUAGAAAAUAAAUAGUCUAUAUCUAUAAACAGAGAAGAUUCUAUUAACAAACCACUUCAUGACUUGCAUUGCCCCUGAAAAUAAAUGAUGUCCAGGCCUCCUGCACAGAGAUGAAUUGCACUCCAGAAGAGUCCGCCCCCUCGGUACCUUUGGAAGCAGCUGUUGGCCACAGGACGGUAAAUGUUGGCACAGGGAGCCAAGGGUUAAGCACAGAGCCCUGCUGCGUGUCCUGCUGUACCACUCGGAUACUCCUUUACUGCUGCUGCCCAGGCGGGUGAUCUGUCACCUGCAGUGGGGAAGAAAAAACAAUCACGGCUCCAGCUCAGGAAGGGAAUUCCCAGCCCACAGAGUGUGGUUUCAAAGCAAUCAGUGGUGUCCAGGUACUGGCUUGUGCUGGGCUCACCCGUGUGGGACAAGGUGUGAUGGGAGCGGGGCAGCAGCUCCCAGCGGUUGGUGGCCGUGCUGGAUGUGACCAGAGCUUGGGACGGUGCAGAGUGGGGAACCCCAAAGCCCUGUGACCCCGGGGAGCGCCAGGGCUUCCCUGUCCAUCCGGCUCCAUGGACACACCCGUCCAGGCCCACAGCCCUGCUCGCAGAGCACCAGUUCCGAGCGGGCUCUUCCGUCUGGUGUCCCCGGAGCACCCGCGGGAGGGCUUUGCUGAGUCUGGACUCGAGAGGGAAAAGAGCCCCCAGAGUCAAAUUCCUCUUUGUUCUGCUUGGAUUCAUUCUGUCCAUGCCCUGCCCACACAUCCACUGGUAUUUUUGUAAGGACUUCAUUCCGGAUGGGAGGUGCCAGCCCGUGUCAUUCGCAUGUGAACGUUCUCGUGGAGCCUGUCGUUGGGUUUUGGUGUUCCUUGCAUGUCCUUCAGUCCUGGUUCCCACCUCUCCUGUGUUGGUGGUGUUCUCUAGCACUACAAGUCUUAUUGGUUUCCAUUAGGAAAUUAGGAUAUAUCCAUAACAGGUAGGUAGAUCCGUAUGGUAAUAAGUGUAAACUGUGCUGGGAAGUGUCUGUGUAUUAUAAUUUCCUAAAAGACCACUGUAAUGUUUCAAGCAAUGGGAAAAAAAAAAAAAAAAAAGUAUGUUGGAGGGACAACAAAGUUUACAUUUCAUACUUUUCAGAAUCGCUUUAUUAUUUAUUUAUUGAAAAUAGUGUAGAAUUUUGUAUCAGAAAUGACAGACAUACUUAUGUAUUUUUUGAAACAAAACAGAGAUACACACUUUAGUUAGAAACUUUCAACUGACCACGUUUUAGAGGGAGUGUAACUUCCUAGGCAUGCAUUUGUUUACCACUAACUGGCUGAAAACACGAUUAAGAGAAUUUAAGUUUCUAUUUUUCAAUGUUGUUAAGAAAAUUGUUUCAAUUAAAAUAUGUAAAUAGUACUAAACCCAUGCUUUCCUAAUUCCAUAUCAAGACAUUUUAUGAAAUAUAAUGUAUAUGAAAAUACACAUUGUUGUGGUAGGAUGAAAGAAAAAGUGAUAAAAUCUAUUACUGGAGUAACAUUAAAUGUCAUUGUCUAACCUUU
Molecule: messenger RNA, 7378 nt
Organism: Myiozetetes cayanensis
Lineage: Eukaryota; Metazoa; Chordata; Aves; Passeriformes; Tyrannidae
Gene: ITSN1
Product: intersectin 1
Exons: 39
Coding region: 167-5347 (1726 amino acids)
Biological process (GO): intracellular signal transduction; endosomal transport; positive regulation of Rho protein signal transduction
Cellular component (GO): plasma membrane; intracellular vesicle; presynaptic membrane
Molecular function (GO): molecular adaptor activity; calcium ion binding; protein binding
Source: RefSeq, a predicted model, not a curated record